Molecule: messenger RNA, 552 nt
Organism: Gongylonema pulchrum
Lineage: Eukaryota; Metazoa; Nematoda; Chromadorea; Rhabditida; Gongylonematidae
Source: the annotation of a GenBank genome assembly
AUGGAUUCGGGGCAGUUUAGUCGAGGUGUAGCGCUAGCUCGCGGCGCUGAUGCAUUGGGACCCGAUGCGUUGCUGUUUUUUAUUGAUGUGGAUAUGCUUUUCACUUGUGAUACUUUCGACCGGGUGAUACGCAAUACAAUACGUGGUGCUCAGGUGUAUUUUCCAAUAGUCUUCAGUGAAUAUUCACCGGAAACGUGGUCUGAUAGCGACCGAUUACUUUCCGAUGCAUUCCACUACGGUCGCAAACGUGGCUAUUUCCGGCAUUUCGGAUAUGGACUGGUAUCCAUAUACAAAUCCGAUCUAGAACUGGUUGGCGGCAUGAACUUGAAUAUCCAGGGCUGGGGUAUGGAAGACGUGGAUUUAUUUGAGAAAUGUGUACGCUCACCGUUACGAAUAAUGCGUGCCCCAGAUCCGGGUCUUGUACACAUUUACCAUACAAUCCGUUGCGACGAGUCGAUGCCGGAAGCGCAGUAUGCGAUGUGUGUUGGUUCCAAGGCUGCCAGCUUGGCAUCAUUGGAUUCUUUAGUUGACCAAUUGUCUGUAUAUUCAUGA